Klebsormidium nitens is the source of this 2153-nucleotide messenger RNA. The record is from the annotation of a GenBank genome assembly. Lineage: Eukaryota; Viridiplantae; Streptophyta; Klebsormidiophyceae; Klebsormidiales; Klebsormidiaceae.
UGCAGAUUUUUGCAACUCGCGGGUGGUCUUGAAGUUACGUACGUUGGGGUACCUACGGUACUUCAACUUUGCAAGCUUGAAGAAAGCUGCAUUGCAUUCUUCUGAAUCUUGGAUAGACAUUGUCAAUGUCAUAAUACCUUUGCAAGCGCUGUACUCUGCAAGUGCUCUCCCGACAAGCUUGGCAAUCAAUUCCAAAGCUACAUCCUCCACAAUCUAAGAGCAAAUUAAAAUAAUGCCGAGCGCUGUGUGUUCCCCUGUGGUGGGCGCUGUGGCGCCCUUUGCAGGCACUGCGCUCCGGCGAGAUUCUUCGAGGCAGUCGCCUGCGGCCAGCUUACCUCUUGACGGUGCGCUGCAGAAGCAUGGACUAUUUGCCCCACUCGUGGGACCAAAGUCGAGGAACGCGCUGCGGAAAUCCAAACGGUUAUCCUCCUCUAGACCGUUGGGAUGCACGGUAGCUUCUGCUUCACAAAAGCAGGAGCGGCCCCAUGUGAGGGCUCCCCCGGUUGGACCUUCUGAAGAAGCAAACGGCGCGUCGGCUGCUCCAUUUUGGCGCAGCAUGCAGAAGCGGGUCGUGGUGCCAAUGCUGGCUGCGGGGGUGGCGGUCACACUACUCGGGGGAGCUGUGCCCUCUGCCUCCGCUGCGGACGCGCUCAAGACCUGCCAAUGCCUGCUGCAGAAUUGCGCCGCUCAACUCGCGGAGUGCCUGGAGAACCCCUCGUGUGCAGCCAACAUUGCAUGCCUGAACACAUGCAAUGGCAGGCCGGAUGAGACCGAGUGCCAGAUUCAAUGCGGAGAUCUUUUCCAGAACAGUGUGGUAGACAACUUCAACAAGUGUGCUGUUUCAGAGAAGGGGUGUGUGCCCCAGAAGCAGGACGAGGGCAAGUUCCCGGAGCCCAAGCCGGAUGCGCUCGUCCCCGAGUUCGACACGUCCAAGUUCACGGGCGAGUGGUACAUCAGCGCGGGGCUGAACCGGAUCUUCGACACGUUCGACUGCCAGCUGCACAACUUUGAGGCGCCCGCACCGCAGCAGGUGACGGGGAACCUGACGUGGCGCAUCAACACGCCUGACGGCGGCUUCUUCACGCGCUCCGCGGUGCAGAACUUCAAGCAGGACCCGCAGCGCCCGGGCAUACUGUACAACCACGGCAACGAGUUCCUGCACUACGAGGACGACUGGUACAUUGUGUCGAGCAAGAUUGAGGGCGGCCCCGACGACUACGUAUUUGUGUACUACCGCGGCCGCAACGACGCCUGGACGGGCUAUGGAGGCGCGGUCGUGUACACGCGCGCCAAGACGAUACCGGACAACGUCUUGCCGGAGAUCAAGGAGGCGGCAAAAAGAGUCGGCCUCGAUUACAGCCAGUUCAAGAUGACGGACAACACGUGCGGCCCACAGCAGCCGCUGGUGUACCGGCUGGCGACGCAGGCCAAGAUGGGGCUGGACAACCUGUGGCAGUCGCUGCAGAACGAGGAGAUGGAGCUGGAAAAGAUCAUCGAGGAGGAGGAGGCGUUCCUGCUGAAAACGCUGGACAAGGAUGAGAAGAAGCUGCUCAACCGGCUCAACAUGCGUGCUUACGAGGUGGAGCAGCUGUUUAAGGGGGGACUCCCCUCCAGGCCCAAGGCGCAGGAGUAGGCACGGUGGACAAACAUUGGAGACAAUUGCACGCAUUCUCGAGCGGCCCAGUCCGGCGGCACGAGAUAUUUUGAGCAAUUAAAAGGCGGCCGAAUGGCAGCCGCAGAACGCGUUGAUCGAACGUAGACUGCAUAUGAAUGCAUUGAAAUGCACCAACUCCCGACAGGUCGAGAUUGCUGAAGCAGGACACUCGGAGACCGACUGGUUAAUUCUCUCAGGUGCUAACUUCAGACGAUCAGACGUACGACAAACUCCACGAUCCCGGUCAAACAGACAAACGUACUGUCUUUGUCAAAAACGGUUGAAGUUUUGCAUGUUGACCGGACCUCUGAGGGCUGACUGUCUUGUCUGAUAAGGGUGGCGGGCCGCUCAGGCCCAGCAAGUCGCCUCGCAGUUGUUGAGCCCGCCGCACUAGCACGAUCCAACCAGUUCAAAGGGUUGUUGAAUAAAUAGUACAAUCGCUUCAAGAUGAUCAGAUGGGAUCUGCACUGGCAGGCCCGGUACUCAUACUUAUACCUAG